AAUACCGCCCCCUCCCCACCACCACCCCCCUCCGCCCUCUCACGCGCGUCGCCGCCCUCGCCGUUCCGUUUCUUCCUCGCCGGCGUCUCCGCCCGUCCCCUUCUUUGGCCACCAGGUCUCCUCUGAGGUUGCAAAUGGCGACUGAAGCUGCUUCUCAUGUUUCUGGCGGUUCUGAGUCAACAGCAAUGCCGUUGCUAGAGCAGCUUGCUGAAGUAUUUGGCAAGCUGAAAUCCCACACAGAAGCAUCCCUACAAUUGCAAAGUGGCAUUCAGUGGGAAGAUGUCAAAGUACAUUUCGUGAACCUUGAGAAGUCAUACAAGAGCAAGUGUGAUGAACUGGAACAAAAGCAGAAGGCAUUAGAAGAGAAGAAAGCUGAAGAUUUUAGGUUGAUUGCUGAGAAAGAGGCUAAUCUUUCUGCAAAAGAGCGUGCUUCGAUUAACAAGCUUCAGGAGCUGAGGGAUGCUGCCGUCUCUGCCCUAGCGGAGGUGCGCCAAAAAUAUAAUGUCGAGCUUGCUGAGAUACUUGAUGCCAAGGGAAGCAAAGACAAAAAGGUAAGAACCUCAACCAAUGACACCAAUGCAUCUCGUGCUUCAGAGGAGCAAACCUCUUCUGCUAAUGCGCUGGCCAAGCCAUCUGAACCUUCACCAGUUGAGGUUAAGCCGCGCCCUGCACUGAAGCAACUCUGUGAGCAGAUGGAUAUAAAAGGCCUUCUGAAACAUCUUUCCGAAAAUUGGAAAAAACUUUCUGGCCUUCGCGAUGAGCUGUCUGUCGCACUGAAAUGUGCAGCUGACCCUGCACGCUUCGUACUUGAUUCGUUGGAGGGUUUCUUCCCAGACCAACUGCCUGGGGAUAAACAUCACUCCAUUCAGGGACAGCGCAGAAGCUGUAUUGUUUUGAUGGAGGCUAUAGCACAUUCACUAGGAAUGAAGGAGACGGGUGGCAACCACCCUUGGAGCUCUGAAAUUAUUGAGCAAGCCAAGGCAAUUGCCGAAGAGUGGAAGAUUAAGAUAGCUGAGGUUGACCUUGAUGCUUCUGAUGGCUACUCAUUGGAAGCACAGGCAUUCCUACAGCUUCUUACAACUUUUAAUGUUGAUUUGGCGAUUGACAAAGAUGUAUUAUGCAAGAUCGUAGUUGCCGUCUCUCGUCGCAAGCAGACUGCUGAGCUUUGUCGCUCUCUUGGUCUGAUUGAGAGAAUGCCAGGUAUUAUUGAAGAGUUGGUUAAGAAACACAGGCAAAUUGAUGCAGUUCAAUUCAUACAAGCUUUUGGGCUUUCAGAGAGUUUUCCUCCUGCCCCUCUCUUAAAGGCAUAUGUGGAUGAGCUAAAAGACUCGCUUAAAAAUAAUAAGGAUGCCAAUGUGACUCCUUCAGCGGAUGACCUGAAGACUCGUGAGCUACUUGCACUGAGGGCCAUCAUCAAGUGCGUCGAAGAGUACAAGCUCCAGAAGGACUGCCCACUAGGACCCCUCCAAAAGCGCAUCUCUGAGCUAAAAUCAAAGGGCGAGAAGAGGCCUGCGGCCGAUUCUGGCCGCAGUUACGUGAAGAAGCCCCGGGUCUCCGGCAUCUCAGCCCCUCGGCGACCUCCCAGCUCUGCUGGUUCAGGCCCCCGCAGGCCCGCCGUUCCAGUUGCCACAUGGCAGCAGCGCGCCCCUCCGCCGCAGGUGCCCGCCUACCCCGACAGGUAUGGGGUCGCGGCCGACCGUUACGUUCACUAUGCCGCUGCGGCGCCACCCGCGCCCACGGCGUACGACGCGGCUGCCCACUAUGCUGCCUACGGCGGCGGCGAGCAGUACGGAGCCCCGAAGCCGUACCAGUACAACCCAGGAUCGAUAGCCGCCGCUGCUGCCGCUUCGUACAAUGCAGGCCAGUAUAAGGUUGCGUACGGCGGCCCUGGCGCCUUGCCGAGUGCUGCGGGUGGCUACGCGGCUUAUGGCGGCGCCGCGGGGCAGCAGCCUGGUUCUUCAAGCAGCUACCUGGGCUACGGUGGGGCUGGCUAUCGCCCUUCGCAGUAAAACGGUAGAUUGUAACCUGCAUUCCGCGCUUGCUCUGCUGAUGGCAGCAAGUACUUGGCUUCCAGCCACCCUGAAACCCCAGUGGGCUGUUGCUGAACAUCCCAUAGCUAGUGGAUUUCGCAGCUGUAACUUGCUUAUUUUUCAUGUCCUGUCAGCCAAUGUGUGAGGCGACACUAGUCAUUGUUCUGAUAAACAAGUUUUUUUUUUUUUGUAUUGCUGCAUGUAUCUAGCUAGCUGCCACCGUUCUUGCGCCUGUCUGUCCUCAGGCUGCCCACACAUGUGUUUUCCUUUCGAAAUGAAUAAUUUGUUUGAUGCUUGCGGCAAAAUAAGGUCUCAGUUUGCAA
Molecule: messenger RNA, 2353 nt
Organism: Lolium rigidum
Lineage: Eukaryota; Viridiplantae; Streptophyta; Magnoliopsida; Poales; Poaceae
Product: FRIGIDA-like protein 3
Exons: 4
Coding region: 135-2009 (624 amino acids)
Source: RefSeq, a predicted model, not a curated record